GAGCACCAGCUGAACUCCUCCUGCUGCAGCUCAACCGUCCUCUUCAACGUCUCCACCACAUUCAUCAUCAACAUGCUGACUGUGUCUGUUCUUCUGUGUGCUCUGGUGGCUCUGAGCACAGCUGAUGAUGAUGUCAUUCCAGCAACUAACAGACGUCAUUGUAGACUUGGAUGGAAAUAUUUCGACCACCACUGUUUCCAUUAUGUUGCAGAGGAAAUGUCAUGGGCUGAUGCUGAGAAAAACUGUCAGAAACACAAAGGAAACCUGGCUUCAGUCCACUCAGAGGCUGAGUUACAGUUCAUCCAUUCCCUCCAACCUGCGGCCGCUGCAGGAGUCGGCAUGUGGAUAGGAGGCUCUGACUGCUACAAGGAAGGUUCUUGGAUGUGGAGUGAUGGCAGUGUUUUCCAAUUCACCUACUGGUGUCCAGCUGAACCAAACAACCUGAAUGGGACCCAGAACUGCUUAGAGACCGGUGUGACAAGCUGUAACUGCUGGAAUGAUGUGGCCUGUAAUCAGAUGCGCCCAUCUAUGUGUCGCACCGACCACUAAAGGCUGCAGAGCCAACACUCA
Messenger RNA from Sphaeramia orbicularis (orbiculate cardinalfish), 570 nucleotides. Its product is annotated as type-2 ice-structuring protein-like. The coding region runs from base 73 to 549 and encodes 158 amino acids. NCBI's taxonomy places the organism in Eukaryota, Metazoa, Chordata, Actinopteri, Kurtiformes, Apogonidae. The record is from RefSeq and is a predicted model, not a curated record. The transcript is spliced from 6 exons.